Messenger RNA from Myotis lucifugus (little brown bat), 2360 nucleotides. RefSeq names its product thioredoxin reductase 2 (gene TXNRD2). Gene Ontology annotation, biological process: cellular response to oxidative stress; glutathione metabolic process; cell redox homeostasis. NCBI's taxonomy places the organism in Eukaryota, Metazoa, Chordata, Mammalia, Chiroptera, Vespertilionidae. Gene Ontology annotation, cellular component: cytosol; mitochondrion. Bases 695 to 1975 code for a protein of 426 amino acids. The transcript is spliced from 18 exons. Gene Ontology annotation, molecular function: thioredoxin-disulfide reductase (NADPH) activity; glutathione-disulfide reductase (NADPH) activity; flavin adenine dinucleotide binding. The record is from RefSeq and is a predicted model, not a curated record.
CGGGGUCCGGCCGGGGUGCCCACGCCGGGGUGGCACCGGGUGUCGCGGUGGCGGCUGGGACGGGCGUCCUCCAGCUGCCGGGCGCCCUCGGGCCCCGUCCGGAGGGAGGAGCCGCUGGGAGCCGUGCAGGGGGUGCUGCUGGGGAGUCACCUGCGCUCGGCCCCCCUCCCCCUGCCCAGGAGAAGUCUGGAUCCCCGGAGGGGGACGGCUCGGCUCCCGAGGUUCCCAGGGGCCGCCCCCUCUCCCCGCGGCCCUAGCGCCCCACCCCGCAAGUGCUCAGUCCAGGCGCACGCGGGAGUCCGGGAGGGGCGCCGGGGAGCCGGCGGGCUGGGCACCCGCUGCCCACCCUGCUCUGCAGGUGCUCUGGGCUGGAGAGGACUUGUGGCUCAACCUCCUGCAGCCACGGAGGGACACUGACCGAACCAGGACCGUAAUCACAGGCCCACAAGUGCCCCCAGGGUCCCGAGCAGGGGCUGGCUGCUCAGGAGGGUGUGAGUGGGUGUGCAAGGCAGGACGACCGGACUACGAUCUCCUGGUGAUUGGUGGGGGUUCCGGCGGGCUGGCCUGUGCCAAGGAAGCCGCUCAGCUGGGAAAGAAGGUGGCCGUGGUAGACUACGUGGAACCGUCCCCGCAAGGCACCCGGUGGGGCCUCGGCGGCACCUGCGUGAAUGUUGGCUGCAUCCCCAAGAAGCUGAUGCACCACGCAGCGCUGCUGGGGGGCAUGAUCCAAGACGCCCCCUACUACGGCUGGGAGGUGCCCCAGCAGGUCCCGCAUGACUGGAGGAAAAUGGCAGAAGCUGUUCAAAACUACGUGAAGUCCCUGAACUGGGGGCACCGGGUCCAGCUGCAGGAGAGAAAAGUCAGCUACUUUAAUAUGAAGGCCAGCUUUGUGGAUGAGCACGUGGUUCGUGGAGUCGCAAAAGGUGGGAAAGAGACUCUGCUUUCAGCUAAGCACAUUGUCAUCGCUACUGGAGGGAGACCGAAGUACCCCACGCACAUUGAAGGUGCCGUGGAACAUGGGAUUACAAGUGAUGACAUCUUCUGGCUGAAGGAAUCCCCUGGAAAAACGUUGGUGGUUGGAGCCAGCUACGUGGCCCUGGAGUGCGCCGGCUUCCUCACCGGCCUGGGCCUGGACACCACCGUCAUGAUGCGCAGCAUCCCUCUGCGGGGCUUUGACCAGCAAAUGUCAGCCUUGGUCACGGACUACAUGGCUUCUCACGGAACCAGGUUUCUGAAGGGCUGCACCCCCUUGAGAGUGAAGAGGCUCCCGGACAACCAGCUUCAGGUCACCUGGAAGGACACCGCCUCUGGCAGGGAGGACAUGGACACCUUCAACACCGUCCUGUGGGCCAUAGGACGAGUUCCAGAAACCAGAAAUCUGAAUUUGGAGAAGGCUGGAGUGAACACCAACCCUGAGAGUCAGAAGAUCCUGGUUGAUGCCCAGGAAGCCACCUCCGUCCCCCAUAUCUAUGCCAUUGGAGACACAGCGGAGGGGCGGCCUGAGCUGACACCCACAGCUAUCCUGGCAGGGAGGCUCCUGGCCCAGAGGCUCUGUGGCCAGUCCUCAGACCUGAUGGACUAUGACAAUGUCCCCACCACAGUGUUCACCCCGCUGGAAUAUGGCUGUGUGGGGCUGUCCGAGGAGGCGGCUGUGGCACGCCACGGAAAGGAGCACGUGGAGGUUUAUCACGCCUACUAUAAACCGCUCGAGUUCACAGUGGCUGAACGGGACGCGUCCCAGUGUUACAUAAAGAUGGUGUGCCUGCAGAAGCCCCCAAAGCCGGUGCUGGGCCUGCACUUCCUGGGCCCCAACGCAGGUGAAGUUACUCAAGGAUUUGCUCUGGGGAUCAAGUGUGGGGCCUCCUACGCGCAGGUGAUGCGGACAGUGGGCAUCCACCCGACCUGUGCCGAGGAGGUGACCAAACUGCGGAUCUCCAAGCGCUCAGGCUUGGACCCCACCGUGACUGGCUGCUGAGGUUAAGCCGCCAUCCCUGCCAAGCCCAGGGCACACGGCACACCUGCUGCCCCCACAGCCAGGCCCUUCGGGGCUUUGGAUCCAGGACACUGAGGCCCAGCCCAGGCGACCCUCUGCCCUGCCUGGAGAGCCCCAGCCUGGAGAGCCCUGGAGGUAUCUGGCGUGGGCGGCGUGUCUGGAUGGACUGCCCGUGUGCCCUGCAGGGAUGGCUCCCGUGGGACGUCAGCCCCCACACCUGCCCUGUUGCCCCUCCUGCUCGGGCCGGCCCUGCCAGGCCCCCGAUGCCAGAUGAUGACGACCUGCGCAGAAACCCACCCCGUGGGCUGCCCACGUCUGAGCCCCCCUGGUAUUUCUGGAGUGCAAAUAAAGAGGGUGUUUUCCUGAA